Molecule: messenger RNA, 330 nt
Organism: Lactuca saligna
Lineage: Eukaryota; Viridiplantae; Streptophyta; Magnoliopsida; Asterales; Asteraceae
Source: the annotation of a GenBank genome assembly
AUGAAGCGAAAUUUUCGUAUUCCAUUAGAGGAGGAGCUUAGAAUAAUGGUGACACUAGAAAAUGUGUGUGCUUUUGAAAGCAUGCUAACUGGAAUGUACAGACUGGAACUUCUAGGAAUCAACAUGACUCAUCCAUGUGGUUUGUCCUCUGCAAUGAAUCAACUCCCUACUAAAGCAAUAGCUUUAGUUGUUGCUUCUCACAUCGAGAGAGAAUUACAAAUAACUCCCUGGAAUUUAAGCAGCAACUUUGUUGUCCAAAUCAGGAUAGAGGAAACAUUGAAAGAUUGGAGAUUAAUGGUGUUGGUGAUCCAACCGGAAGGUCGGAUAUGA